GCAGUACAGUCAUCCGGAAGCAAUGACCUGAUGUUACGAAAAAGAGCUGGCUGAAUGAAAAUCACCAAACUGUCAAACCAUUUCGGGGAUAGCUGAGCUAAGACAGCUGUGAUGUCUACUGAAGAGAUGAUUUCAGUAGAUUAUGAAAUAUUUGGGAGAGUUCAAGGUGUAUUUUUUCGAAAAUACACUCAGGCAGAGGGGAAAAAGCUAGGCUUGGUCGGCUGGGUGCAGAACACAGAGGCAGGAACUGUGCAGGGGCAGCUUCAAGGUCCAAGCAACAAGGUGAGACAGAUGCAGGAUUGGCUGAAGUCCACUGGGAGCCCCAAGUCACAAAUCAUCAAAGCAGAGUUCAAGAAUGAGAAAAAUGUUAAGAGCUUGGAUCACUCAACGUUCAAAAUAGUUCGCCUUUGAAUUUAUUUUAUACAGUAUUACAUUCCAAACUAAUGUGUGAGAUAUUCUUGUUAUUUAAAAUGAGGAUUGUUUUGUUACAGUUCCUGAAAUGAAAAGCUUUAGAAAUGUACUGUAAAUCAUUUAAACGUAUUUAAAUGUACGUUAGGCCUUAACUCUGAAUUGUGUGUUAACGUGUAAUAUUUAAAAUCCAUACAACUAAAAUAAAAUAUUUA
Coregonus clupeaformis (lake whitefish) is the source of this 623-nucleotide messenger RNA. RefSeq names its product acylphosphatase 1, erythrocyte (common) type (gene acyp1). The transcript has 3 exons. Lineage: Eukaryota; Metazoa; Chordata; Actinopteri; Salmoniformes; Salmonidae. Gene Ontology annotation, molecular function: acylphosphatase activity. The record is from RefSeq and is a predicted model, not a curated record. Bases 112 to 411 code for a protein of 99 amino acids.